This is a messenger RNA of Aspergillus thermomutatus, 1938 nucleotides long. RefSeq names its product glycoside hydrolase family 32 protein. The record is from RefSeq and is a predicted model, not a curated record. The coding region runs from base 1 to 1938 and encodes 645 amino acids. Gene Ontology annotation, biological process: sucrose catabolic process. The transcript has a single exon. Gene Ontology annotation, molecular function: sucrose alpha-glucosidase activity. NCBI's taxonomy places the organism in Eukaryota, Fungi, Ascomycota, Eurotiomycetes, Eurotiales, Aspergillaceae.
AUGCAUAUCCUCCCAGGAUCCCAGCACGCGGAGGCGUUGGGCGACAGUGGAACUCAAAUACGCCCCGUCCAUUGCGAACCAGAACAGAUAGCCAAGACCAAUCGGCAAACGACGGGUAUAACGCAUGUAAGCACCAAAUGGCGACCGUCAUACCACCUUGCCGCGCCCCAGGGGUGGAUGAAUGACCCCUGUGGGCUUGGAUAUGACCCGGCGACUGGAGUGUACCAUCUAUCCUUCCAAUGGAACCCGCGUGGGAAUGACUGGGGAAACAUCUCCUGGGGCCAUGCCACUUCCAACGAUCUGGUGUCCUGGAAAAUAUCUCCCGAACCUUGUCUGACGCCGUCUGCGGAGUAUGAUCGAUGCGGCGUGUUCACAGGUUGCUUUCGUCCCCACGGUCCGGAUGGCAAGCCGGGUGUACUUACGUAUAUAUACACGUCCGUAAAUCAUCUCCCACUUCAUUAUACUCUGCCGUAUGUCACGGGCAGUGAAUCACUCAGUAUAGCAGUCUCCCAUGAUCGUGGCACGACAUGGCAGCGAUUCGACGGCAAUCCGAUUAUCCCGGGGGCCCCUGCAGGAGUCGAUGUGACAGGCUGGAGAGACCCUUAUCUGAACUGCUGGCCCUCGUUGCGGGCCCAGCAACAAGAUGGGUUGGUCUCCCCUAAUCUGUAUGGAUUCAUCUCCGGGGGCAUCGCUAAAGAGUCCCCAACAGUCUUUGUAUACGUCGUCAAUCCCGACAAUUUGACGGAGUGGACAUACUUCGGGCCUUUGCUUCACGUUGGCUUGAAUUUUCGACCCUCUCGAUGGUCGGGGGAUCUGGGCGUCAACUGGGAAGUUGCCAAUUGCUUAACGUUGACCGAUGACGGCGUCUCCCGAGAUUUCGUGAUCUUCGGCGCAGAGGGAUGUUUGUCUUCCGAGGAUGGAUCAAAGAGAGUACCGCGCUCCCUACUCUGGAUGUGUGUAAAUGUUCGACCUAGGCUGCAGGCACAUAGCAUUUUCGAGCCUCUCGCAGAAUAUGCAUUCUCUGGGAUCUUCGAUCACGGGUGCUGCUACGCCGCAAACUCUUUCUGGGAUCCUAUCACCGAGCAAUACGUCGUAUACUGCUGGAUUACGGAAGAGGAUCUACCGGAUCGUCUGCGCCAUCGACAAGGCUGGAGUGGCGUCAUAUCUCUGCCGCGAGUAGUAGGGCUGGUGACUCUUGAUAAUGUCAAGCGAGCCCACCAGUCGAAGUUGGAAUCCAUUACGUCUAUCGAGACAGAAUGCAAUUCGCAAGGUACACGAGUUCGAACAUUGAGUAUCCGGCCGGACCCCAGGCUCGACAAGCUUCGAACAUCAGCACAAGAGUUGCAUUUAUCGAAUGUACACCUGGGCUCUUUGGCCCAUCAGCCCUCUGCGUUCUUGCCCUUGGGUACUGCUAGGUGGGAACUGAACGCGACCUUCGUGGUUGAGAAGCACUGCGCGGCAGUAGGGUUGGAAAUCGGCCACAGCCCUGGUGAGCUCUCAUGCUUUCUCUUCCCCGAAGCUGCAAUAAUUGCUGACGCACAAGGAGAUUUCCACCAGCGCACGGUCCUAUCAUGGAAACCAUACGACGAGACGUUCACAAUCGAAAGGCCUCCACCUCACGAUGCCGGCGUCAAUCAUGCUCCCGAGACCGCCCCGCAUACUCUCUUCACCUUCUGCAACAAUGAAGGCGAGGAGAUGACAGAAUCGCUUCAAGUUCACGCAUAUUUCGAUUCAAGUGUGCUAGAGGUGUUCGUGAAUAGCAGAACGGUCAUCUCCACCCGCAUCUAUACUCCUCAUGCACAGGCCUGCACUGGGUUGAAGUUUUUCGCCUCGGCAACCGAAAGUCAGCUGAAACCAUCGACAUCCGCUGCUGUGCUGCUGAGGGCAGAUGUUUGGGAUGGACUGAGCGUGAUUCGUGAUGAAUUAAGUAUUAGAUAA